This is a messenger RNA of Gadus chalcogrammus (walleye pollock), 781 nucleotides long. RefSeq names its product methionine sulfoxide reductase B3 (gene msrb3). The transcript is spliced from 7 exons. Lineage: Eukaryota; Metazoa; Chordata; Actinopteri; Gadiformes; Gadidae. Gene Ontology annotation, molecular function: peptide-methionine (R)-S-oxide reductase activity. The record is from RefSeq and is a predicted model, not a curated record. Bases 109 to 777 code for a protein of 222 amino acids. Gene Ontology annotation, biological process: response to oxidative stress; protein repair. Gene Ontology annotation, cellular component: cytoplasm.
GUCCUGCUCCCAGACGAACAGACAGACCCGCCGCCGCUCGUGCUCAUUUUUAGAUUUUCCACACAAAAUAACACAUUUUGUGUGAGUGUGCGUGUGAGGCCCUUCAUCAUGGCUGCCCUAUUGAGACGCGUGGCCUGCACGGCCCUGCUGAGGGCCACAACGCAGGCCAGGAGCUCCUAUGUGGCCCCGGCCCCACACCCAGGCGCCCUGUCUGCCAUGCUGAUAGGAACAUGUCGUACCAAGAAGACGUGGCCGGUGUCGUUCUCCCAGGAGGAGCUGAAGCAACGGCUCACGCCCAUGCAGUACCACGUCACCCAGGAGAGGGGGACUGAGAGCGCCUUCAGGGGAGAGUUCACCGACCAUAAGGAGGACGGCACCUACACGUGUGUCGUGUGCGGGGCGCCGCUGUUCAAGUCGGGCACAAAAUUCAACUCUCGAUCAGGCUGGCCGUCCUUCUUCGACCUGGUGAAGGACGGCUCUGUCACCCUCGCAGACGACUUCUCCCACGGCAUCCACCGCGUGGAGACCACAUGCAGCCAGUGCGGCGCCCACCUGGGUCACCUGUUUGACGACGGGCCCCGCCCCACCGGGAAGCGCUACUGCAUCAACUCCGCCUCGCUGGGCUUCCAGGGGAGCGAGGCGGAUGCGGUCGCCACGGAGACCGCCGCCGCCACCGCCACCACCACCACCAGCGCCAGCGAGGACGGGGGCGGGGCCAAGGCGGGGGGCCUGCCGGCCUCUACCGGCGCCCCAGCGGGGGGGAAGAAGGAGCUGUGAGGCG